Messenger RNA from Ctenocephalides felis (cat flea), 1110 nucleotides. RefSeq lists its product as uncharacterized. Gene Ontology annotation, molecular function: nucleic acid binding. The coding region runs from base 1 to 1110 and encodes 369 amino acids. Lineage: Eukaryota; Metazoa; Arthropoda; Insecta; Siphonaptera; Pulicidae. The record is from RefSeq and is a predicted model, not a curated record. The transcript has a single exon.
AUGGCAGACUUUAUAUCGUCAGAAGGGACAAGAGUCAAAAAGCUACAAUAUGCGGACGAUCUGAUUAUGUACACAGUUUCUCACUCAGUAGAGCAUUGCAGAGCAGAAAUGGCUAAUGCCAUAUCAAAAGAUUUGGAAUGGAUGCGGAAUAAUAGACUUGUUUUGAAACCGAGGAAGACCAAAAGCAUAAUUUUUACCAGGCAUAGAUUUCCCAAAAAUAUGCAUGUAAUAGUUAUUGAUACGAUAAGAAUCGAAAUAUUAGAAAACAUUAAAAUCCUGGGUGUGACUUUUGAUAAAAAAUUAAAUUUCAACAAGCACAUAAGCGAGAUAUUAUUCAAAUGCGAGAAAGGGAUUAAUUUACUCAAAAGAGUAUGUAACACCAGCUGGGGUACACACCCAAAUGCAUGUCUUUCUUUAUAUAAAGCUAUCAUUAGACCCCAUUUUGACUAUGGCUGUCAAAUUUACGGAGGAUUGUCCGCAGGCUUACAUAAAAAGUUGAGUAGAGCGCAAUUUGCAGCUAUAAGAACAUGUCUGGGAUCUUUAAAAUCAACCCCCACUAACUCUUUAUUAGCUGAAGCCGGGGAAGCUCCCUUAGAUAUAAGAAAACAAGUACUAACGAAUAGAUUCUUGAUCAAAAAAGUCAAUUUUGAUCAUUCAUGGAUUCAAGAUCAGCUAGAGGCACUGGCAGUUUGGCAUUUCAAUAAUAGGUACUGGUUUAAUAAACCGAUCCCUCCGCUAGUUGCUGGUUUUCAUUCAUUAAAGUCUUUAGAAGAUAACAUAAUAAUAAGCAACAGAUUGGCCUACUACACAGUGACUUGGAAAGCAACGAUUCCCAAAAAAUAUAUACACCUAUCAGACGAAUUAGUCAUUGGAAAGAAUAUGGAUAAGAAAAUAAUCAAUCUGGAAUUGCACGCCUUAUUGAACACUAGAUGGGAAAAGUAUAUACAAAUCUAUACGGACGGCUCAAAAACUGAUGACGGCGUUGGCUGUGCUGUAUACAUACCAAGCCAGGAUAUACAGCUUCAAAUUAAACUCCCAGAUUGGGCAUCAAUAUUUACUGCAGAAUUGACGGCUAUCAACAAUGCAUCAAUUAAGGAAGGCAUAAAUUAA